Messenger RNA from Haliotis rufescens (red abalone), 6719 nucleotides. RefSeq lists its product as uncharacterized. The record is from RefSeq and is a predicted model, not a curated record. The coding region runs from base 176 to 4609 and encodes 1477 amino acids. Gene Ontology annotation, biological process: cell surface receptor signaling pathway; G protein-coupled receptor signaling pathway. NCBI's taxonomy places the organism in Eukaryota, Metazoa, Mollusca, Gastropoda, Lepetellida, Haliotidae. The transcript is spliced from 35 exons. Gene Ontology annotation, molecular function: G protein-coupled receptor activity. Gene Ontology annotation, cellular component: membrane.
AGUAAUAAUAUACAAUCGGGUUGUCUCACUGCAUUUCUGCACAGAUUUAGAGGUCUUUCUGUUAUGACACUGGUGCAUACGUAGAAAGAGGGAUCAUUUUUCCACUUGCUGGAUUCAAAAUCAUUUCACUCAGCGGUUCAACAAAUACUUUGCAAAGCCAAUGACGAUCUGAAAGAUGAAACCAGCAAACUCUUCAGCUCUUUGGUUGGCAGUGUUGGUGUUUGUCAUCAACGCUAGCGUCAUCACGGCGCAGUCAACGACGGAGUCCGAUUCGAAUGAUUCCAUAUUCACAACCCCUGAACCCCUAUGCAGUAGCGACACCUGUCUGAACAAUGGCACUUGUCGGGAACUGGAGGACUGGGAGUGUAGCAAUGAUCUGGACAUAGAGCAUACCGUUUGUGUGUGCACACCUAGCUUCACAGGCUCUCGGUGUGAAUACAGCAUCAGGUGUGGAGGGCAGAAAUGUGGAAACAACGACCAUUGCGUGUACGACAAGUGUGUGAGCCUCACAGACAGCUCAGGGUCUACAGCCCCACAGUGUAAGCCAGGAGUCCACCCCCUCACUUACAAGCUCGACAUGCGAAACAGAAAGAAGCCUAUAGUGUGUCUCGACAUGUACUAUACCAAUACAAGCUCCUACUGUUACGACAAGGACGAUUCCAUCGAGUUCGAGAUCGUUGAAGAAGAGGUCGUAAAUCUGUUUUGUCUCAACCUCGACUACCGGCUGUGGCAAACCUGUAUCCACGUCAACUCAACAAUCAACAAUUUGAACUUUCCAGACAAACCAGUUUCAAAAGUCACAUUGAUUGCCAAGGAAAAUGACAUGCAUCCAAGAAGUGCUUCAAUAGUAUUCAGUGUCACAUUUAACACUGCUCCAGAAGUGAGCAAAACGACAAAGACCUACGUCGUGAACUUGGCUGAAGAGGUCGGCCCAUUCCUUAUCAAUGUUUCGGGGGUCUUCGGCGUUUUGGAUAACGACACUGUGAGCUACAGUCUAAAAGUCGAUCAUCCUCAAGUAAUGAUUAUACCGGACAGUGGACAACUGAAUAUUACUUUAAUGGACGGGAACGAGGAGGACAUAUCAGUGGACAUUGAGAUCAAAGAUGAUGGUAUCCCGAGUUUGACAACUGUUGUCUCAGUCAAAAUGGUAGUUUUAAUCUUGAGCUGUGACAUCAAAAGACAGAUUUACGUCAAUUAUCAACAAAUUGGAAAUCCUGUCGGUAAAAUAACUUGCCGGAUAAGCAAAGGAUAUGACAUAUCGGAUCUCACCUUCGUAUUCCCAUCGGAAUUGAAGCUGGAGAUCAUGCCUGACGGAAUCCUGAAAGUUGUCGAAGGAUUGUAUGGAGAUAGAACCGUGUUGACGACGAUCACUUUGGCGGGAAAGUCGGGGGAAAUCAGCGUUGAGCUGCCUUUCAAAAUAACCAUAGCUGACAUUUGGACAGGAUCCUAUGUAUUGAACAGAACAUGGAGUCAAGACUAUGCCGUCCAGACAUCUUUUUUGUUCGGGGCACUGGUACAAGAAAUGGCAAACAAUAUACAACUAUUCUUCAGUUCGCAAAACGUGACCGUCAAUGUCAACGUGGAAAUGUUCAGCAAGAGUAGUGACAACUUAGUGACCGUCCACUUCACCCUUAUCUUUCCAAAGGGACAAAACUCCGAGAAGGCAGUUUCAGAAUUGCGUGAGUCCAUUCAAAAGGGCCCUAUUGGGGACUUGACAGUGAAUGCGACACGCCUCAUCAUUAACAAUCAAGUUGGCUCCACCCAGGUAUCUGAAAUGGUAUAUUCGUCAUCGGACGCCUCAAACACACCUGCAUUCACCAAGGACAACACCGAGGUUCAAUUGGAGUGCAUUGGCACCUUUGUCCAACCUGUUGGUGACGUCACCGUGGAAUGGCGGAUGACGGCCAGCAAUGCACUCGUAGUGCCCUUGGCCUACUCUCGCCUACAGACAAACCUCACUAGUCCUAACACAGGGCAUUAUAUAGGAACACUCGUCGCUAGUAACAUCUCGUUUAAGGAUUCAGGACAAUUUCAUUGUACUCUCAGGGAUGAGAGCGGGCUGUCAUCUAGUAAGGCCAUGACAGUCAGCGUUAUACCCCGCCCAGUUGUAACUGUCCUGCCUCUGAAGAGAGUCUUCAUACGGUCUGGUGAAACUACCACCCUAAGCUGUAACACAACGGGGUCGUGGGUCCCCGUGACCAACUUUUCCUGGUUCUCGAAUGGAAAAUCAGUGGGGAGAGGUCCCAUACUGAGAGUGACUGGUGGUAGCGCUCAUAACGCUACUUACUCGUGUGUCGGUGUCAACGGAGUCGGUGCUGGGGAGCAGAGCCCAUCGACAAUCGUCUUCAUCAUAGGAGCUGAGACCAUCCGAUGUGACGAGGACGGCAAAUGGCAUGGAAUGCGAGCUGGUCUAACUGCGGAGUAUCCAUGCCCUAAAGGCGGUACAGCGGUAAUGACACGAUCCUGUGGUAAGGAUGGCCGCUGGCAGGACGAGGACAGGAGCCAGUGUCUCGUGCGACUGUUAGAAGGAGUGAUUGAUGAUAUUGAGUGGAUUGAGGAGGGCCUGCGUGUCGCGAACAUCUCCUCUGUUGCCAGAGCCCUGUCCAAUGCCACGCAGCCAGAGGAACUGACCAGCAAGUGGAUUGUUCUGGCGAUUCAGGCUCUGGGUCGGCUGUUGAACAUUACCAAAUCCUGCAAAGAUAGCAAAGAGGAGACACAACAGUUCAUAGAGGGAUUUGUGGAGAGCGUCAGUAAUAUUCUCGAUUCACGUACCGUAGGCGAAUGGAAGAAAUUGGAGGCUGAUGGGACAUCGCCAACUGCGGUGCUUCAGCUUCUGGACAAAAUGACCGAAGUGACCACAAACCGCCUGGACGAAGGAGAUGUCCACGCUGCUGAGUCAACUAACAUUGUACUACAGCUUGGUAAAACAGACCCUGGAGCUCUUAAAGAUAUAGAGUUUCCUGCCAACUCGGGUACCAACACUGUGACCAGUAACGUCCAUUUGAAGCUUGACAGCAUGACUCUGAAACAAUUCACAGCAGAUGCGACAGUAAGGUUUAGCGCCAUCUACUACAAGGACAUCUUACCUCUUCUUCCAACAGGGGAGCGGUUAGCUGAACCCGCAGAUAACACCAUGGGGAAGAAUGGUUCCGAAAAGCUGGUGGUCAACUCUGGUCUCCUCGCUUUCAACCUGUUUCCUGCUCCAACGAAAUCGCUCGAUCCACCAUUGAAGAUGAAUUUUACUCAUACCGACCUGUCUCUCAUUGGUGAAGGGCGAAUGUGCGUCUACCUCAACACAUUACGGGGUCUGUGGGAUCAUGACGGAUGCAAUACAAGUAUAUCGGGAACAUCCUUCACAGAAUGUUCCUGUGGUCAUCUGACGAACUUUGCUGUACUUAUGAGUCCGGACGCCCGACAAAUUAUAAUUAGUCAUCCACUAACACCGGCAGAAAUAGCGUGUUGCAGUAUAGAAAUCGUGCUGUUAGUCCUGACAGUGAUUGUUUACGCCUUGACGUGGAGAUACGUGAAAUCUGACCAAGCUGUUAUCGUGAUUCAUAUCUGUGUGUGCCUUGCUGUUGCCCUGCUCCUGCUCAUGAUUGGAAUAGGGAGGGACGAAUAUGGUCUCUGCAUCGCCUUCGCCGUAGCCGUCCACUUCUUCUACAUGGCGACAUUCUUCAUGAUGCUGGCUUCCGGUCUGGAGGCAUUGUGGUCUGAUUCUCACGUGUUCCCUAACAGAUCCAAACUCAAACCCCUCUUAAUUGGAGCUUGGGGUUUGACCGUGUUAGCAGUCAUCAUCUCUUGUGCUCAAUUACAAGUCUAUGAACCAGGCCUGCACUGCUGGUUGUCUCUUGCUGGUGAUUCGAAAUGGCUGUUCAUAGUUCCCGUUCUGAUCAUCCUCGUCAUUAACUUUUUCGUAAUUGGAAAAAUGAUACACAAUCACCUGGCGAGACGGGCUUUACGUAACCAAGAUGAUCCAGAAAAGGAAACGAAACCUCUUCAUUUGAUGUGCUUCAUGAUACCGGUUCUUGGCUUGGCCUGGAUUUUUGGUCUCUUAUCCGUUCAAGACGGAAGCGAUGUUUAUGACUAUCUGUUCGCAGUCAUCAGCAUCCUGCAGGGAUUCAUGAUCUUCAUUACCCAGUGUAUUGUCAACACAAAUGUUCGUAAAGGAGUUAUUAACCUGAGGCGACCACGUGAUCAGCACAUCACAGAGGGUGUAGUUGAAAUGGAUGCACUGAGAGAAGAUGCAGAAAGGCAAAACGCAUCCCGCGAGAGUGGAGCCUAUCAUUGCAUAGAUGAUACCUGUCAUAACAGCGAUGUCACGGAAUCACAGCAAUAUGAGUCUCUUGAGGCUUCACAACGAAAUGAAAAUGUCUACGACGAUAUGGACCACCAAGCGACACAAAUAGGUUUGUUUGCAAAGGAAUUCAGUCAAGAAAAUCAGUAUGCGAAUGAGCUUUCGAAUCCUGUUGGCGGGGUCAGCAGGAGGCGAGAUCCGUCUGAAAAGGCCAGGUCUGGGGACCAUGACAACAGGCCCUCUGAUGCCUUAUACAGAAAUGUCCAAGACACAGAGAGAAAACCAAUGAUCCCUUCCCGUCCUCAAAGGAUUUAACCUUUAUUCCAUUUGGAACACUGUGCCUUUCCAUGUAUAUGGAGACACGCUGAUGACGGGCGACAAAAGCCUUUUCACUAUCUGGAUUUGGGGCUCUUGGUAAAUUCAAGAAAGUGGAUUGUGCAUUGUUUGGUAACCCAAUUGGAUUACCCACUUAACCAAACGGGUAUCUCGAAUAAAGGUCCGAUAUGACUGUUCGGUGUGUUAAUUUGUAUGAUACUACUGUACAUGUAUUUACCAUGGACAAACGCAAGGUAUAUGGACAUGUACGUACUUGAUUGUAAAGUCGACACAAUAAAUGAUAUCUAUGGAACGGUAGUAUUUCUGCAAAGAUUUUGUUGUACUUCAUAAAGCAUUUGUUGUAUUUCUGUAAAAAAACUUGUAUUUCUGUGAGCAGUUGGUGUAUAUAUUGAGCAUACUUCUAUAAUCAAUGGUUGUAUUUUCUUAACCAAUGGUUUCUUUACACUUCUUUAAAUAAUGGUUGUAUCUCUUUAAACAAGGGUGGUAUCUCUUUCAACAAUGGUUGUACCUCUUUAAACAAGGGCGGUAUCUCUUUCAACAAGGGUUGUAUCUCUUUAAACAAGGGUGGUAUCUCUUUCAACAAUGGUUGUAUCUCUUUAAACAAGGGUUGUAUCUCUUUAAACAAGGGUUGUAUCUCUUUUAUAAAGGGUGGUAUCUCUUUAAACAAUGAUUGUAUCUCUUUAAACAAUGGUUGUAUCUCUUUAAACAAUGAUUGUAUCUCUUUAAACAAGGGUGGUAUCUCUUUAAACAAGGGUGGUAUUUCUUUAACAAGGGUGGUAUCUCUUUAAACAAUGGUUGUAUCUCUUUAAACAAUGAUUGUAUCUCUUUAAACAAGGGUGGUAUCUCUUUAAACAAGGGUGGUAUCUCUUUCAAUAAAGGUUGUAUUUCUUUAACCAAGGGCGGUAUUUCUUUAACAAGGGUAGUAUCUCUUUAAACAAUGGUUGUAUCUCUUUAAACAAUGGUUGUAUGUCUUUUAUCAAGGGUGGUAUCUCUUUCAACAAUGGUGGUAUCUCUUUCAACAAUGGUUGUAUCUCUUUAAACAGUGGUUGUAUCUCUUUAAACAAUGAUUGUAUCUCUUUAAACAAUGAUUGUAUCUCUUUAAACAAGGGUGGUAUCUCUUUAAACAAGGGUGGUAUCUCUUUCAAUAAAGGUUGUAUUUCUUUAAACAAGGGCGGUAUCUCUUUAAACAAGGGUGGUAUCUCUUUCAGCAAUGGUUGUAUCUCUUUAAACAAUGGUUCUUUUAUCAGCCACAUUAGAAAAUUGUACAAUAGGACGAAAUGUGACGUAUACAUUGUAGGACAUGUCUCUAAGCAAAUUGACUUGUUGGCUCAAUUUUGUCCACACCUACCUAUCUCGCAUUGCAGGAUGUUAACCGUUCAUUGUUCACAUCUGUUACCUGCAUCUUUCCUUGCAAUUGCAUGCUUCUGUCGAUUAUGACUACCAUCGAGUGAUUCUUAAUUUUAUAAAUUACCAAAAUCUUAAAAUCGACGUUGGAUAUUUUCACAUUGGCGUGUACAGACAAUUCAUGUAAAGUGUAGGCCGUCUACGGCGCCGCGAUUCGGUGUCCAUAGUUGCAUUCCUUAGGCACCCCAAAACCAUAUGAUCAUGGGUUAUGAGUGCUCAGGGGUUUCAAGUUAUGGUAAACGUUUAAGCCCUGCGGGGCGGUCGGGUAGCCUAGUGGUUAAAGCGUUCGCUCGUCUCGCCGAAGACCUGGGUUAGAUUCCCGACAUGGGUACAAUGUGUGAAGCCCAUUCCUGGUGUCCCCCGCCGUGAUAUUGCUGGAAUAUUGCUAAAAGUGGCGUAAAACCAUACUCACUCACUCACUUCUUUAAGCCCCGUUUAUUUUUUGUCAGUGGACUAUUAUGUAACACACUCACUGAUAUAUCACAUGAUACUAGUAUACAUAUGACGUAAUCCUUAUUAAACGUAGUCGCGAGAUUAUAUUACAUUUUUCACAAUGUAUUGCCAUUACAUUUAAUGUUUGUAUUUUUACAGUUAGUAUUACUUUCCAUAUAAGCCAAAUGUCAGGGUUUGUUGUAUCCCAUGUAUUGUAAAAGUUGCUUACAAAUAAAACUAUAUUGAAAAACAA